AUGUCACUGGAGUUCAGGUCCGAGUGCGAUGACAUCGAGGAGGCCAAAUCCCCCAGUAACACAAGCGUCGCCGCCGUUGCAGUCAAGAACGCCGACGCCUCGGUCUACAAGAUCAUCCACGGCUACCUCAAGCAGAAGAACAACUCCAUCAUCAGAGUCGCCGCCAAUGUCGCCAGGAAAGCGGCCUCCAACAAAUUAUCGAGGAAGACAUCUGAUGUCUUCGACACCUUGCUUCAGAAGCAGCAGAGCAAGUUGGGAAACAAGGCCGGGCCGUUGCUUUCUGGGAUCUGUUACUGCAUCGCCUCCUGCAGCAUGAUAUUGCUCAACAAGGUGGUUCUCUCCAGUUACAACUUCGAUGCUGGAAUAUCACUGAUGCUAUACCAGAACCUUAUAAGUGUGGUCAUUCUUCUGGUACUUGAGCUCUUCCGUGUCAUUUCAACGGAGGAACUCACAUGGAAGCUGAUAAAAGUCUGGAUUCCGGUGAAUCUUAUUUUCAUCGGCAUGCUACUAACUGGAAUGUACAGUUUGAAGUACAUAAACGUCGCAAUGGUGUCAAUAUUAAAGAACAUGACAAAUAUUAUAACGGCUAUAGGAGAGAUAUAUAUAUUCAGGAAGGGUCAGAAUAAGAAGGUUUGGGCUGCACUGUUUCUGAUGAUUGUAUCGGCUGUAUAUGGGGGGAUUACAGAUCUCUCUUUCCAUCUAGUUGGCUAUACGUGGCAAAUUCUGAAUUGCUUUUUAACAGCAGGCUACUCGCUUACACUAAGGCGUUUGAUGGAUACAGCUAAACAAUCAACAAAAUCUGGCUCCCUCAAUGAAGUUUCUAUGGUGUUACUCAACAAUGCGCUCUCAAUUCCAUUCGCACUCAUUUUGGUUGUAAUCUUCGAUGAGUGGGAAUAUGUUUAUCAAGCUGAAGUUAUCAGAGAGCCGAUGUUCUGGGUUGUUGCAACAGCUAGUGGUUUGCUAGGUCUAGCCAUCAGCUUCUCAUCAGUGUGGUUUUUGCAUGAGACUGGUCCAACAACGUACAGUCUUGUUGGUUCUCUGAACAAGAUACCCAUUUCGAUUGCUGGUAUUUUGCUGUUCAAUGUCCCUGUAAGCGUUGAAAAUUUCUGUAGCAUAGUUUUUGGUCUUUUUGCUGGGAUAUUCUUUGCAAAGGCAAAAAUGUCCUAA
Messenger RNA from Miscanthus lutarioriparius, 1167 nucleotides. NCBI's taxonomy places the organism in Eukaryota, Viridiplantae, Streptophyta, Magnoliopsida, Poales, Poaceae. The record is from the annotation of a GenBank genome assembly.